AUGCCUUCGUCAACAUGCCAUCUCCCUAACGGUCAUACCUUCUCGGUGACGCCAGUCUUCGGAGGAGUAACCUUCAAGGAAACAGAUGCCUGUGUUCACAACCCGUCAUUUCCUCCAGGAUGGACGGUCGUCAUUCAUACCGAGAAAGCGGUUGAAGACGGUCAUGCAGAUGACGAGCAUCAAGUACGCGACAGCAAUGAUACCACUAUAGACACGACAACUGCAUUAGAGCCAAAAGUCCGCAUUUCUACUUUUAGAAAGCCAACGUUACGGAACGAUUGCAUGUUCAUUUCUUCGAUAAAUAAUCCUAGUGACUUCAAGACUCCUGUUUCACCUUCCCGUCAAAUUGCCAUGAUGCUUUGGGCGACCCUUUGGUGGUACUUUCAUGAAUCAGAGCCCGAUUUGCAUCUGAUAACCGAAGCUUCAGCAAACACAGCAGAGCUAGGCAGACCAAAAGGCGAAUGGCGAGUGAAUAUUAAAAGAGAAGGGGUCUUCAAGGGCAGGAAUUUGCUACAGAAGCUGGAGCGUAUGGGUCUGAUCUCGAGUGAAGAUUCGUCAGUAGGCACAGAGUCACUCGAGGUUCGGAAUCCGGCCAACUGGGCGAGGAUGUUUACGAGUCGGCGAAGCUUUUGGCAGUUGGAUCCUCGGAUCUUUAUCUUUACGCAGUCUCAGACGAAUAUUACGCCGGUGAAUGCCGUUUCUUUGUCACCUCUCAAUUCGCCAUACGGUUCUCGGGCUGCUUCUCCAACUCUGGAGAGUCUCCGAAUCGUGGAAGGCAGCGCGUCUCCGUCUGAUUCUCCGCCUCCUAUCCACGUACUAAAUUCUCUCGCUGGACCGUUCCACUCAAGUAGUCAUCUACCGACGUAUUAUCCACCGGCUCCGACUCAAUAUAUCUUCACAAAUGGUGUCCGCCAUCCUCUCCGUCAACGAGCUCCGCAUCAGGGAGAGACGUUCUAUGUGCGCUAUGUCCCAAGUGUUGGGCAAUAUCUUUCAUUCCGUGUACCGGUCCUCAAUACAGCAAAAACGAGCGGCCCGCAUCACAGCCUUACACCAUCCACAUCAUCACUAGUCGUACCCCAUGUUCCGAGUCCUUCGGGAAUGUCCGAUCUGGACCUAUUACACAAAUGGAUGAACGAUCCACGCGUCAAUGCAGCAUGGGGUGAAGCAGGAUCAAAAGCCAAAAUCGAAGAAUUCUUGAAACAAGGUCUUAACAGCCGGCAUAGUUUCCCUGUCUUUGGAUGCUGGAAUGGUAAACCAUUCGGCUAUUUCGAGAUAUACUGGGUCAAAGAAGACCGGUUCGGACGACUCUUGAAUAGUGUCAGCAACUAUGACCGAGGGCUCCAUGUAUUAGUUGGUGAGGAUGAGUUUCGUGGCUCUCAUCGUGUGCGUAUAUGGCUUAGUUCGCUGGUGCAUUAUUGUUGGCUGGCUGAUCCACGAACGGAGACUGUUUUGCUGGAGCCUCGAGUGGAUAAUAAAAAGUAA
Molecule: messenger RNA, 1482 nt
Organism: Talaromyces amestolkiae
Lineage: Eukaryota; Fungi; Ascomycota; Eurotiomycetes; Eurotiales; Trichocomaceae
Exons: 1
Coding region: 1-1482 (493 amino acids)
Biological process (GO): siderophore biosynthetic process
Source: RefSeq, a predicted model, not a curated record